Eurytemora carolleeae is the source of this 790-nucleotide messenger RNA. RefSeq names its product neuferricin. Gene Ontology annotation, cellular component: endomembrane system; membrane. Bases 1 to 609 code for a protein of 202 amino acids. The record is from RefSeq and is a predicted model, not a curated record. The transcript is spliced from 7 exons. NCBI's taxonomy places the organism in Eukaryota, Metazoa, Arthropoda, Copepoda, Calanoida, Temoridae.
AUGGCUCGCGUGUAUGAUGUGACCAAGGGGAAGGAUUACUAUGGCCCUGGGGGUGGAUAUGCGUUUUUCAGUGGUCGAGAUGGAUCUAGAGCAUUUGUUAGCGGUCAGUUUGACGAGGCAGGACUUAUUGAUGACGUCAGAGGACUCUCUAGCUCGGACUAUCUGGGACUAAAGCAAUGGGAAGAGUUCUAUGCUAAGGAUUACAAGAAGGUUGGAUUAUUGGAGGGAAGGUUUUACAAUAAACAAGGAGAAGUUACAGAAGAAUGGAAACAAUUACAGAGAGAUAUUUCCGCAGCUGUGAAGGAACAGGAUACACAAGACUCGGAGAAAAAGGUCUUUCCACCCUGUAAUGUAGAGUGGACCAAGGAGAAAGGGACAAGGUUCUGGUGUACAGCUAAAUCUGGUGGUAUAGCUAGGACCUGGAUAGGGGUUCCUAGAAAAUUGUUCUAUCCCGGCAGGGAUGAGAGGUGCGCAUGUGUACGGGAUACAGGGUCCCCCUCAACUGAUCCAGGGGCAUCUUCAAACAGGGGGGACCUUGACAACCCCCAUCUCAAACAAUAUCAAGAUUGUCCCCCGGACAGCUUCGAAUGUUGGAACAAAGCGAAAUAAAUGAUAAAUAUCAAGUCUGGCCCCUUCAGGCUACACACAUGGGCCUACAACUAGUAGCUUGAAAAUUUUGAAAUUUAAUCAAAGCUGAUAUUCUGUUUCUUCUCUCAUUUAUAUUUUACAAUUUUGAUUAUUGUUAAUAAAAUUACUGAUACCUAAUAGAUACUAGCAAUGUCAUAAAAAA